AUGGGGGCGAGGAUCUUGGCCCUGGUGGAGAGCGCCGUCGCCCUGAAAGAAGACUUGAAAGCCGAACUGGGUGAGCAGCAGCGCCUGAUUUUCCAGGGCUCAGUUACUGGGAAGAACUUUUUAAUCCUUUUCCACAGCGGCAUUGCUCCAGUGAGGGGGUUUCAGGAUCGACUUAUUAUUUUUAAUUAUUUUUUUUUUAAGGAGGUGGAUUGCUUCACCUUCCUCUAUCGGAGUUAGGAGAUCCGUUUUCUCUUCAGUUGACUGUGCCUCAAUCACAGAUACGUAAAGGCGUAGUUGGCUAGUGAGGCAAAUGCACUCUGCACAUGGGCAGAUGAGCUGUUGGACAUUAUGAUUAAAUGAAAACGGGGUUGGGGCUGAGCCCCUUUUUGGCUAUGUACCUACAUUUUUACUGUUGCAGUUGUCAUUAAAAACUAUUUAAAAUGCAACGCUAAACACUUACCAUUCCAAAAAAACCCUCGGGUGCGAAAGGCCAGGGUAAGAGGGGGCAUGUCUUGGCUAUGGUUCCUGCCGCUAAAGUGAUGGGAUCUUUUAAAGAUUAUGAGUUAAAUAUUAGAGUUUGGUGCAUGGGUGUGUUGUUUUUGUUAGUCUGUUUGGUUCUGAACAUUUGUUCUCGGGCUCUGAAAUCCUCCUUUUAAAUCUCGCCACCAAAAAGAGAGAAAGCCAGCAGAGCAGCUGUCUCCAACUUUUCAUUGGGGUGUGUCCAGUCUGCUAAGGACUUGGAGCUCACCUUGAUAGAUGCUCUUCCUAGCCCAGGAGGAUAGGCCCAGUGGAAACCCCAGUUCUUCAAACUCACUCCGUAAGGCCAGUUGCCUUAGUUUCCUAUUCUGUGACUUACCCAUCAGGAUUUCCAGAUAAGGGAGGAAGUGGAGAAAGGCCCAUUUAAUAAAAAAAGAAAGCUUGCUAAGAGGAGAGUGUUACCUCGAGUAGACCAAUGCCUUUAAGGUCAGCAAAGCAGGAACUGGGACAGGUGUGAGCCACUGAGCUGAAAUCCACUAGGACAGAGGUUUUUAACCUUGAGCCCAUGGCUCUCUUGACCAACUACAUUCUUUCUGUGGCACCCCUGUGGGGCUCUGAAGUCCAGUUAUGUCACCCCUUUCCUGUAGAGCUGGCAGCCUCUCACCAUUUUUCAGACACCCUCCUUUGUGGAGGGUUCCCUCAGCCUCCUCUCCCCUCUCCUUGGUAGUCUUCUGGGCAGCCACAGCUGCCACCCCUGGUCUCUGAGCUGCCCCCGUGCCCCAAACAGAGGUGCCACCUCACACUGCCCCAGAGGGGCCUGAGAAGCACCAGGGGCACCAUUCACCUGGGUAACUUGUAGCCAGGGCUACUGCAACAAACAGCUGUGCAAGCUUUUAGGAGGCAGGGACGCAAGAAGGCAUGGGGGGGGGAGGGAAGGAAAGAGGGACAGAGGCCAGUGUUGCCUGUGGCAUCCCUAUCAGUCAUGGCACUCCAGGGUGCCACGUUGAAAACCAUGGCACUAGGAUGUUCUCCUCCACAAGCUCCUUUGUCAUGAAUAGGAAGUGGUCAAAAGUACUGCUGUUUACACAGUUGGAUUUUGGUAGGCCUUGAGCAGGAGAACUUAAUUGUGGUGAAUUGUUAUAUGCUGAUAUGUGGGAUGGAGUCACUCUUGUACUCCGAACUUUGAGGAGCAAAAUCUCACGGGAGGAACCCUUCAAAUCAGUGAUUUGACUGAGUCCUAACAACAAAUAAUCUGGGACGGAAAAUAUGGAAAGGCAGGGAUUUAGAGGAGAACAUCAUGUGGACAAGAGAGAAUUAACAGUGGUUUGUAAAGCUUACUCUCCACAUUAAACGACAGUAGGGAUAAGCACCGAAUCAAAUGUGUAGUAGCCAUGGUCAGCCCUACUAUUAGGCAAAGGGGGGCAGUAACGACAGAGGGGGUGCUGGUAAUGGUAAUCUCUCCAGCUGUUGCUCCUGAGCUCCCCCAGUCAUUCUCAUCUGCCAGGAGGACAAAAGGUAUGUAUUAAUAUGCCCCAAGGCCAGCCUGAAAGGUGCUGUCCAAACACUAAUGUUGAAAUGAGAAUCAUCUGUAGGGGACGCAUAAAGUAUUGGGCUGGGCCCACGCAUGCCAUGACUGCUUUCUCUCUCUCCCCAAAAUAGGGCAUGUGUUUGCGUACCAAGAACAUCAAGACAGCUCUCAAGAAGUCCCUGAUGAAGGAGUACAGCAAAGUCAUCUACAACCGGUGCUGUCACCACUGUCACCGUCAAUUUCACCACUGCCACCGCCGCUGUCACCGCUGUCACCACAGCAGCCACUGCAGGCAGCUUCUCCUUCAAAGGCAGCCUCUGGGAUGCAUCUGGGCAGCGGCAGGGAGCUCGGUAAGAAUUCUCUGCUGGCAAAUGUGGAUUUGGCUGACCUAGAAGCCAAAUAGCUUGACGGGUUCUGUGCUUUUCUCCACUGGUAGCCAAGGGUGCAGACACGCUACAGAUCUAAAGCACAUCCUGCCCACCAGCCCAAGAAUCCUGGGAACUGUAGUUUACCCCUCACAGGGCAACAGUUCCCAGCACUCUUAACAAAUGACAGCUCCCAGUAGCCUUAGGUAAAGGUAAAGGGACCCCUGACCAUUAGGUCCAGUCGUGACCGACUCUGGGGUUGCGGCGCUCAUCUCACUUUACUGGCCGAGGGAGCCGGCAUACAGCUUCCAGGUCAUGUAGCCAGCAUGACUAAGCCGCUUCUGGCAAACCAGAGCAGCGCACGGAAACGCCGUUUACCUUCCCGCUGGAGUGGUACCUAUUUAUCUACUUGCACUUUGACAUGCUUUCGAAUUGCUAGGUUGGCAGGAGCAGGGACCGAGCAACGGGAGCUCACCCCGUCGCGGGGAUUCGAACCGCCCACCUUCUGAUCGGCAAGUCCUAGGCUCUGUGGUUUAACCCACAGCACCACCCGUGUCCCAUUCAACCUAAUAGGGUAGGAUAAAAUGGGGUUGGGUGGAGAAUCAUGCCAGUGCUCAAGGCAGCUUUGGAGGAAUGGUGGCAUAUACAGUGGUGCCCCGCAAGACGAAUGCCUCGCAAGACGGAAAACCCGCUAGACGAAAGGGUUUUCCGUUUUUUAGUUGCUUUGCAGGACGAAUUUCCCUAUGGGCUUGCUUCACAAGACGAAAAUGUCUUGCGAGUCUUGAGAUUUUUUUUCGCUCCCCCCCCCUUUUCUAAGCCGCUAAGCCGCUAAUAGCCUUUUAACCGCUAAGCCGCUAAGCCUUUAAUAGCCACUAAACCGCUAAUAGCGCUAAUCCGCUAAGCCGCUAAUAGGGUUGCUUCGCAAGACGAAAAAACCGCUAGACGAAGACACUCGCGGAACAGAUUAAUUUCGUCUUGCAAGGCACCACUGUAAAUGAGUUGUUUCUUCUACACAGAUGCCAUCCUGAAGAACCAAGAAGCUCUCUGCAAGGUCUUGAUGAACCAGGAUGCACUGAGAAAUCUUAUGGACAGGCUCCAGAAGACCUUGUCCACCGUAGAAGAGAGGCUCCAAGCCAUUGAGCAAGAGAUGAGCAUCAUUUCUCAGUUCACCCAAGAACUCAACCAAGUGGGGAAUGAAGCUAACUGGACCUGAACGGUCUUAUCCAUGUAGCCCAAUGACUAACCUGGUUGCCAUCCAAAGCACCUGACUUGCACCUGACUCUCCUAUUUUGAAGUUUCAGCUCUACCACAAUUCUUCCAGCACAUACAGAGAGAAUUUGUUUUACGAUACAAAAGCAAAAGAUUCUCAGUACUCAGGAUCUGAUCUUUACAGACAAAAAAACAACCACACUGCUGCAGUUAGAAACGAUUUCAAUCUUGCUUGUGUGUAUCUCUCUUCCCUAGGAUGAAGAUGUGAUUUAUCUUAAAACAUGAUCUGCCUCGUUCUAGCCUUAUUAAAAACCCCAGCUUGAUCAAAGAGCCUCAUGGUUCUCUGAAGAAGCCUCUUGAUGCCGCGUCAUCAAGCCUGGAAUGUGCCCAACGGAUAAAACUCAAGCCUUCCACCAGAAAUAGAAAUGUAAACAGCUUCCUUUUCUCGAGGUGCCUGCUUCUCUGCUUUUGCCCAUCUUCAUCCUAAAUGCCACAUGGAAAACCUCUUGGUGAGGGUGUGCUCGCCUUCAAAACUCAAGGGUCAAGUAAGAAAUGUGAGCCAAAUGUGAGAUUUGUAGCUAUUAGCUUCUUCUAUUCUCAGCUUGGUUUCCACUUCAACCAUGAUAGAUAUAGGCAAGGAAGCCAAUGUUUUUGGACAUGUUUUUGAGCAUUGCAGCACAUUGAACUCUUGUGUGCAUCAAAUCCCACUAGGGGGUUUUAAUGUCAUAAUAAUCUGAGUGGGUUUUUAAUUCACAAUACUCCCGAUGGUUAGCUCACAGAUUUUGGGGUAGCACUGUUGCACUUUCCGUAAGCUUACAGUAUGAGAUAGCAAAUGUGCUCUCAUGCAAGGGGCGAUUCCCCCCCCCCCCCAAUUUUACUAAAACUAUUGUUCGAGUGCUUUGGAAUAAUCAAUGCAAUACAGAGACCUAUCACUGUGUCCGAUGCCAGCCUGCUGAUAAUAGUGGCCGUAUCCCCGGUCAUUUACACUGCAAGUGCCGAUUGGACAAACCGGUCUUUAGAAAGCUUCAUGUUGAGUAUGGUUCUUUGAGUGGCCUAAAUAGUGCUGUUAAGCUGGGCCACAAAUCAGAAAAGUAAAUUUGGCUUGCAAGAAAGAGGGGGUGCUCCUCCCCAGGUCUUUCCUGCCUGUCCCCUCCUGGAAUGAAUGGGAGGCUGAUUACAGAUCCCUCCUUGCACUAAUCAAAUUAGCUUCAGUUGAUCUUGCAGAGGAACUAUUUGUUGUCAUUGUUCCUAGGGGUUUAUUAAGCAUAGUUAAACUUCAUAGUGUGUGAUUGGUACUAUAGCCAAGCCCUCCCUCUCCUAUGCCAGCCUGAAUAUUUUUGGAGCACCCACCUGUGUGGAAAAGGAUCAACAGAUUUGUCUAUACUGAUCUUGAAUGUAUUCAUUUGCUCUCAAGCCCCCUCCAGCUCUUCAUCUUCUGUGGUGAUGGUUUGUACUUGUAUACCUUUGUG
Podarcis lilfordi (Lilford's wall lizard) is the source of this 5048-nucleotide messenger RNA. The record is from the annotation of a GenBank genome assembly. Lineage: Eukaryota; Metazoa; Chordata; Lepidosauria; Squamata; Lacertidae.